Tupaia belangeri chinensis (Chinese tree shrew) is the source of this 3974-nucleotide messenger RNA. It is a transcript of the gene SLITRK5, whose product is annotated as SLIT and NTRK like family member 5. Bases 97 to 2652 code for a protein of 851 amino acids. The record is from RefSeq and is a predicted model, not a curated record. NCBI's taxonomy places the organism in Eukaryota, Metazoa, Chordata, Mammalia, Scandentia, Tupaiidae. Gene Ontology annotation, biological process: positive regulation of synapse assembly; axonogenesis. The transcript is spliced from 3 exons. Gene Ontology annotation, molecular function: protein binding.
GCCGGAGGGUGCAGGAGCCGGAGGUGGCUGGAGGGGGCGGCGGCCACUGCCGGGUCGGAGAAAGUUGCCCCCUGUGCAGAUGGGAACUGAGGUAAAAUGCACACUUGCUGCCCCCCAGUAACUUUGGAACAGGACCUUCACAGAAAAAUGCAUAACUGGAUGCUGCAGACUCUAGCGUUUGCUGUAACAUCUCUCGUCCUUUCGUGUGCAGAAACCAUCGAUUAUUAUGGGGAAAUCUGUGACAAUGCAUGUCCUUGUGAGGAGAAGGACGGCAUUUUAACUGUGAGCUGUGAAAACCGGGGGAUCAUCAGUCUUUCUGAAAUUAGCCCUCCCCGUUUCCCAGUCUACCACCUCUUGUUGUCUGGGAACCUUUUGAACCGUCUCUAUCCCAAUGAGUUUGUCAAUUACACUGGGGCUUCAAUUUUGCAUCUGGGUAGCAAUGUUAUCCAGGACAUUGAGACCGGGGCUUUCCAUGGGCUGCGGGGUUUGAGGAGAUUGCAUCUGAACAAUAAUAAACUGGAACUUCUGCGAGAUGAUACGUUCCUUGGCUUGGAGAACCUGGAGUACCUACAGGUCGAUUACAACUACAUCAGCGUCAUCGAACCCAAUGCGUUUGGGAAACUGCAUUUGUUGCAGGUGCUUAUCCUCAAUGACAAUCUCUUGUCCAGUUUACCCAACAAUCUUUUCCGUUUUGUGCCCUUAACGCACUUGGACCUGCGAGGGAACCGGCUGAAACUUCUGCCCUAUGUGGGUUUGUUGCAGCACAUGGAUAAAGUUGUGGAGCUACAGCUGGAGGAAAACCCCUGGAAUUGCUCCUGUGAGCUGAUCUCUCUCAAGGAUUGGUUGGACAGCAUCUCCUACUCCGCCCUGGUGGGAGAUGUGGUUUGUGAGACCCCUUUCCGCUUACAUGGCAGGGACUUGGAUGAGGUCUCCAAACAGGAGCUUUGCCCAAGGAAACUUAUUUCCGACUACGAGAUGAGGCCACAGACGCCUUUGAGCACCACGGGGUAUUUACACACCACCCCGGCCUCGGUGAACUCCGUGGCUACUUCUUCCUCUGCUGUUUACAAACCUCCCUUGAAGCCCCCGAAAGGGACCCGCCAACCCAACAAGCCCAGGGUGCGCCCAACCUCUCGGCAGCCCUCCAAGGACUUGGGCUAUAGCAACUAUGGCCCCAGCAUCGCCUACCAGACCAAAUCCCCGGUGCCUUUGGAAUGCCCCACCGCGUGCACUUGCAACCUGCAGAUCUCUGAUCUGGGCCUCAACGUCAACUGCCAGGAGCGCAAGGUCGAGAGCAUAGCUGAGCUGCAGCCCAAGCCCUACAAUCCCAAGAAGAUGUAUCUGACUGAGAACUACAUCGCCGUCGUGCGCAGGACAGACUUCCUGGAGGCCACAGGGCUGGAUCUCCUGCACCUGGGUAACAACCGCAUCUCCAUGAUCCAGGACCGAGCCUUCGGGGAUCUGACCAACUUGAGGCGCCUCUACCUGAAUGGCAACAGGAUCGAGAGGUUAAGCCCAGAGUUAUUCUAUGGCCUGCAGAGCCUGCAGUAUCUCUUCCUCCAGUACAAUCUCAUACGCGAGAUUCAAUCUGGGACUUUCGACCCGGUCCCAAACCUCCAGCUGCUGUUCCUAAACAACAACCUCCUGCAGGCAAUGCCCUCCGGUGUCUUCUCUGGCCUCACUCUCCUCAGGCUGAACCUGAGGAGUAACCACUUCACCUCCUUGCCGGUGAGUGGCGUUUUGGACCAGCUGAAGUCACUCAUCCAAAUUGACCUGCAUGACAACCCCUGGGAUUGUACCUGCGACGUGGUGGGCAUGAAGCUGUGGGUCGAGCAGCUCAAAGUGGGCGUCCUGGUGGACGAGGUGAUCUGCAAGGCGCCCAAGAAGUUCGCUGAGACCGACAUGCGGUCCAUUAAGUCUGAGCUGUUGUGCCCAGACUACUCGGAUGUGGUGGUUUCCACGCCCACCCCCUCCUCCAUCCAGGUCCCCGCGAGGACCAGCGUGGUGACCCCCGCCGUCCGGUUGAACAGUACUGGGGCCCCAGCGGGCUUGGGCGCGGGCGGCGGGGCGUCGUCGGUGCCCUUGUCGGUGCUGAUCCUCAGCCUGCUGCUGGUUUUCAUCAUGUCAGUCUUCGUGGCCGCCGGGCUCUUCGUGCUGGUGAUGAAGCGGAGGAAGAAGAGCCAGAGCGACCACACCAGCACCAACAACUCCGACGUGAGCUCCUUCAACAUGCAGUACAGCGUGUACAGCGGCGGGGGCGGGAGCAGGGCCUACAGCGUCAGCACCAUCGAGCCCCGGGAGGACCUCCUGUCGCCGGUGCAGGACGCCGACCGCUUUUACAGGGGCAUUUUAGAACCAGACAAACACUGCUCCACCACCCCCGCCGGCAACAGCCUCCCGGAAUAUCCCAAAUUCCCGUGCAGCCCCGCUGCUUACACUUUCUCCCCUAACUAUGACCUGAGGCGCCCCCACCAGUAUUUGCACCCGGGGGCAGGGGACAGCAGGCUGCGGGAACCGGUGCUCUACAGCCCCCCGAGUGCUGUCUUUGUAGAACCCAACCGGAACGAAUAUCUGGAGUUAAAAGCAAAACUAAACGUUGAGCCGGACUACCUCGAAGUGCUGGAAAAACAGACCACAUUUAGCCAGUUCUAAACGCAAAGAAACUCCCUUGGAGAUUUUGCAUUUAAAACCAACAAGCAAGCAGACACACACGGUGAACACAUUUGAUUAUUUGUGUUGUUUCAACGUUUAGGGUGAAGUGCCUUGGCACAGGAUUCUCAGCUUCGGCGGAAGAUACUGAAAGGGUGUGCAAUUUCCUUUUAAUUUUACACGUGGGAAACAUUUGUGUAAACUGGGCACAUCGCUUUCUCUUGCGUGUGGGGGAGGAAAGGAGAAGGGCUUUGUGGAGGGCAGUUUGCUGCGCGGGGGACUGGUUCAAGGUGGCAGUCCUUUCUGUAGUGGUUGGAAGUGCUAAGAGUGGCGGACGAUGACAGCACGUAGAUUCUACUCUUCCUCUUUUGCUCCUCGCCACCUUCCAUUCUCCCCCCUUUAAGCCAUGGGUGGGUCUGUAUGGCUUUGGCGGAGAGAUUAGCACACCCCAACUUUAAUAGGAAGUUUUUCUCUCUCCUUUCCCUCCCUCCCUCUUCCUCCCUCUGAUCCUCCCUUCUCAUUCCUUUCCUUUGUUUUUGAAGGAUGUGUUUGUAUGCAUUCUGGACAUUUGAAUUAAAAAAAAAAAAAGUAUUGUGAUCCUGAAAAGGAUCGCCAUAGAUGUGGACAAAUCAUUAAAAUUACAGAGCUAUAUGAUCCAUAAUUGAUUAGUCAAAAUAACUUAUUGAUGAAAUAUACAAAUAUUUUAUUGUAGCACCUAUUUUUAUAUGCACAUUUAGCAUUCCUCUUUCCUUCAGUAUUUAGCCUAUGAUUUUCGCAGAGGUGUGGUAUUGUACUAAGAGCUGCAUUUCCAAAACUGAAGUGAUAUCAGGAAGGCGUUUUAAAUCAUCAAAAAUGUGGAGAACUUCAUGGCAAAACCCUUAAAAGCCAAUGCAACCUAUCCAAUUGGAUCUGUAAUUAAAACAAACAAACAAACAAACUGUAUCUCAACGCAUAAAACAAAAAUAUAGGGCAAUUUAUUGGGCCAUUGGGGUGAGAAUUGGUGCAAGUUUUUGGUUUUAUUAGAGAAGAUUUCAAAGUAUUUUUAUUAGUGAACCAAAAUGAUGUAUUCAUUUGACUACUAUUGUAGCCGAUUUUUGAUUGUUUAACCAAACCCAGUUGCAUUUGUACAGAUCCACCUGUUCUGGCACCUCAGAAGACCAAAUGAUGAACUGUACAAGUCUAUACAAUGUCUUUAUCCCUCUGGGCAGCAAGCAAUGAUGAUAAGGGCAAACAGGAUCUCUGUAAGAUGGGGCUACUGUUGUUACAGUCUCAUAUGUAUCCCAGCACAUGUAAUUUUUUAAAUAGUUUCUGAAUAAACACUUGAU